Molecule: messenger RNA, 706 nt
Organism: Mus caroli (Ryukyu mouse)
Lineage: Eukaryota; Metazoa; Chordata; Mammalia; Rodentia; Muridae
Gene: Otos
Product: otospiralin
Biological process (GO): sensory perception of sound
Source: RefSeq, a predicted model, not a curated record
CAGCUGUGGUGGCGUGGUGAAGGGACUUCCACCUUGGCAGACUUUUAUAAGUCAGCUCAACACUCUCCCAGAAUUCUCCCUUUUCAUGUCCAAGCUGCUCCCACUGGCCCUCCUGCCAGCAGAGAAACAGAGACCUACAGUCCUCUGCUGGGGAAUGAAAUAUUCAGUUUGAUGGCUCAGGAAGGUGACGCUUCCUUCCUUGUCCCAGCCCUACUAUAAAGAGUAGCCGGAACAUUGGCAGUGGCCCCACAAGGCUGCAGAUUGCACUGAACAGACCAGCAAACAAGGUGGUCCUCAGAAUACUGAACUGCCCUUGGUAAGGAUGCAGGCCUGUGUGCUGUGGUGGCUGGCCCUUGGCAUGCUGCUGGGGAUUCCUGCAGGAGCCAAGCCAAUGCCAGAGGAAGCAGAUCCCCACACACAGCCACCAGCUAUGCCCUACUGGCCUUUCUCCACCUCUGACUUCUGGAACUACGUGCAAUAUUUCCAGACCCAGGGCGCCUACCCACAGAUCGAGGACAUGGCCAGAACCUUCUUUGCACACUUUCCUCUGGGGAGCACCCUAGGCUUCCAUGUUCCCUACCAGGAGGAUUGAGCAGUGUCUAGUCUUCUGCCUCCCUGGCUGCACUGCCCGGGGCUGAAGGUGAUUCAGAGACUUGGGGGUGGGGGGAGUGGAGCACAUGAGCAAUAAACUCUCUCUGAAGCUGCA